Molecule: messenger RNA, 374 nt
Organism: Dioscorea cayenensis subsp. rotundata (Guinea yam)
Lineage: Eukaryota; Viridiplantae; Streptophyta; Magnoliopsida; Dioscoreales; Dioscoreaceae
Exons: 2
Coding region: 31-249 (72 amino acids)
Source: RefSeq, a predicted model, not a curated record
UAUCACCAGGUUUACCCGCUUUUGGCUGCAAUGACAUUUGUGACAAGCAUGUGCAUGUUUCAGCUUACCAGGAACGCAUUCAUGAACCCCGAUGUCAGGAUCAAUAAAGCUCACCGUACCACCGCAGUCCUCGAAAAUGAAGAGGAAGGCAGAAGGUACAGCCAGCACAGCUUUCGUGAGUUUCUCAGUCAUCAACGUCCAGAGAUCAUGCCGGCAUUAAACAGCUUCUUCACCAAGAAUGAUCAAUAAUUUGUUAUUUGUCUAAUUUAAUGUACUCAAGAACUUGUAUUGAGCUAAACUCAAAUAAAAUAGAAUAAUUGUGUAUCUGUAUCCCAAUGUCUUCAAUAAAUAAGAUCGUGUCUUCUAAUAUUCAA